Molecule: messenger RNA, 265 nt
Organism: Staurois parvus
Lineage: Eukaryota; Metazoa; Chordata; Amphibia; Anura; Ranidae
Source: the annotation of a GenBank genome assembly
GCAUUGAUGGGUGACACUGAAAGGCAGCUCAGAUGGGCACUGAUAUGUGGCAUUGAUGUGCACUGGUAGGCACUGAUAUGUGGCACUGGCACGAGGCACUGAUGAGCACUGACAUGAGGCACUGAUGGACACUGACAGGUGGCACUGCUGGGGCUACACUGGUCAUCAGGGCACACUGAUCAUCACUGAUUACCGGCUCUCCUCUGUCAGCGUUACAUCUCGAGAGGAGAGAAAUGCCGAUAACCGGCAUUUUGUUGUUUACAUG